UUAGUUUGGUGUCAUGUCCCCAGUUAUAUUUACACUACCGAUAAUUAUUUAAUAAAUCUAAUAAAUUGAUUUGACGGAUUGAUAGAUUUGUUAAAUAAUUUUUAAAUGGGUUUUUAGUGAUGUCUACAGCUCACAGACCUACUUGGAAUAACUCGACUGGCGUAGGUCUUGAAGAAAGCGGGUUAACUGCUUCUGUUUCUAGCAAGGAUUUACCCUCCCAUACUGAGCUCAAGCGCAGGUCCACUUGCUCUCCCGGCUCAUCUGAGACCGGGGAAACAAAGAAACUGCCUGAGACUAAGAAGUUAUUGCGCGAAAAGCUUGAGGAAACUGAGAAUGCUCACAAAACUAAGAACGUAAUCGAGGAUCAGGUGGGUGUGACUAAGGAUUUUUUAACCCUUGAAGAUGUCAGUCACCUGUUAAACCUUGGGAUUAACUCUUUUAACCAUGACGGAGACCAUUCUACUAAGGUUGGCAAAGAGAAUCGCGAGGAUGAGGAAUCUGCCUUAUUACGUGAGUUGGCGAAGAUAAGAAAGGAAAGGGAGGAAAUCAAACAGCGCGAGAUGGAAGAAGAGCUUAAUUCUGAAGAAGCCAGGGGGAAACUACUGAACAAAAACCCUCUAAUGGACCCUUCCAACCAUCCUAGACCCUGGGACGAAGACGUCGUUUUUAGGAAUCCACAAACACAAUCUCAACAACCCCCAAGUUUUUUGAAUGACGCUGUGAGGACUGAUUUUCACAGGCGUUUUUUGCAUAAAUAUAUCCAAUAA
Messenger RNA from Theileria parva strain Muguga, 767 nucleotides. RefSeq names its product Cwf15/Cwc15 cell cycle control family protein. Lineage: Eukaryota; Apicomplexa; Aconoidasida; Piroplasmida; Theileriidae. The transcript has 3 exons. The record is from RefSeq and is a predicted model, not a curated record. Gene Ontology annotation, cellular component: catalytic step 2 spliceosome. Bases 120 to 767 code for a protein of 215 amino acids. Gene Ontology annotation, molecular function: RNA binding. Gene Ontology annotation, biological process: mRNA cis splicing, via spliceosome.